GCAUGUGAAUGACACCUGUAAAAGAGUCGUCUUCAUCAUAAUAAUCAUCCAUUCGAGGGUUUUCAAGUCCAUACGAUUCUCUCCAUUUUCUUCACAAACGGAUUCUGGUCAAACUGUUGACUUUUUUCGCACUCAGUGAAGCUUUGAAUCAUGGCGUGUAGAAUUGCUAAAGAUGUGACUGAAUUGAUUGGGAACACUCCAUUGGUGUAUUUGAACAACGUGGCUGAAGGAUGUGUUGGUCGUGUUGCUGCUAAGCUUGAGAUGAUGGAACCUUGCUCCAGCGUCAAAGACAGGUUUCUGCUUUUUGUACUGAACUAUGCCAUGUUUCCUCGUUUCGGUUUUUGUGUAAACCUUGUUUCUUCUUGCAGGAUUGGUUUUAGCAUGAUUUCUGAUGCGGAGAAACAGGGUCUUAUCAAACCAGGAGAGAGUGUGCUGAUUGAGCCAACAAGUGGAAACACCGGAGUUGGAUUAGCAUUUACAGCAGCUGCCAAGGGCUACAAGCUUAUUAUUACGAUGCCAGCUUCAAUGAGUAUUGAGAGAAGAAUCAUUCUCUUAGCUUUUGGAGUUGAGUUGGUUUUGACUGACCCAGCCAAGGGCAUGAAAGGAGCUAUCGCUAAGGCGGAAGAGAUUUUGGCCAAAACACCCAACGGUUACAUGCUCCAACAGUUUGAGAACCCUGCCAACCCAAAGAUUCACUAUGAGACAACUGGACCUGAGAUAUGGAAAGGCACUGAUGGAAAGAUCGAUGGCUUUGUUUCUGGGAUUGGUACUGGUGGUACCAUUACAGGUGCAGGAAAAUAUCUUAAAGAACAGAAUGCCAACGUCAAGCUGUAUGGAGUGGAGCCAGUUGAAAGUGCUAUUCUAUCCGGUGGGAAGCCAGGCCCUCACAAAAUUCAAGGGAUAGGAGCUGGCUUUAUACCAAGUGUAUUGAAUGUUGAUCUUAUAGAUGAAGUUGUUCAGGUUUCAAGUGAUGAAUCCAUCGACAUGGCAAGGCAACUUGCUCUGAAGGAAGGACUUCUUGUGGGAAUAUCAUCUGGUGCAGCAGCAGCUGCAGCAAUCAAACUUGCAAAGAAGCCAGAAAACGCUGGGAAGCUGUUUGUGGCGAUAUUCCCGAGUUUCGGGGAGAGGUAUCUAUCGACAGUCCUAUUCGAUGCAACAAGGAAAGAAGCGGAAUCUAUGACCUUCGAGGCUUGAAAAGUCUCCAUUUCUUCUUAAGAGACGCCAAAAUAAAAGAGAUGUCCACAGUUUCUCCUACAGAGGCUCUUCAUCUGCAGUUGCAGUGCGUCUUUGCUUCUAUCUGUAUCUUAUUUUGUGUGACAAUAAAAAUUAAAAAUGAAACUUCUCUAUUUGUUGUGUGAACCACUUGUUGUUAAUGAAGUUUACAAGUCUUUGUCAGUA
This is a messenger RNA of Camelina sativa (false flax), 1398 nucleotides long. NCBI's taxonomy places the organism in Eukaryota, Viridiplantae, Streptophyta, Magnoliopsida, Brassicales, Brassicaceae. The record is from RefSeq and is a predicted model, not a curated record.